CAUGUGCAAGGAAGACAAGUAGUUAAUUGCCAGGGGGUUGAUAGCGUGCCAUAACGAAGCGUCCCUCGGCUCUUCCGUACCAGUUGUCGCAGUCGUAGCAGCCAUGGCGGACAAGAACAAGAUCCUGCCGUGGUCCUUCCUCCCGUAUCCGGCUAGCUUUCUCAGCCACGUCUGGUACAGCCAGUUUGCGCUCAACACUAGGUUGCUCGAGAGCAUGAAGAUGCCGACGCGGAUCUCGGGUUUCCACAUAAGCGACAUACUGGAGCUGAACGACGCCAAGCCGAGCGCCGAGGAAGCGGAUGUCCAAGGUCAGACGACGGUGUUGCCGGCGCCGGCGAACGAGGUGCCGUCGACGUACCAGCAGCUGCUGGAGCACACGACGGCCAUGCUCCAGCCGGUGGGCAGUGCCCCGGGAGUGGGGCCUUUGCAUCACGGGCCGGGGGGCUUUGGCCUCGGUCGCGCUCUGCCAACGAACGGCGGGCCCUUGGGUCCCUCGACGGCCGCCGGGCUAUUGGGCUGGCACCAGCCCACCAGCCUCCCUCAGCCCCUCGACGAGGUCAACGUGCUCCAGCAGCCCGACUCGACGAGCCCGGCCAUCUCUGACCUGUCGUACCCGUCGCAGCGCGAGCACAGCGUCCACGGGUCCAAGGAGGAGGACGAGCCGCCCGAGUCCCCCAUAGACGCCGAGUACGACGAGGACGAGGACGACGACGACGAGGACGACGAGGCGGACGACGAGCACAAGAGGCGCCCCAAAGACCCCACCACCAACAACAACAACGUGCUGAUGAGUAGCAACGAGGGUGGUGGUGGUGGUGGUGGUGGUAAGCGUUGGCGGGAGGAGGUUGAGGAGGAGGAGGUGGACCGGGUCGAGCAAAGUGGGGGGAAAAAGCGCAAGCGGCGCGUCCUGUUCUCCAAGGCCCAGACGUACGAGCUCGAGCGGAGGUUCCGGCAGCAGCGGUACCUGAGCGCCCCGGAGCGCGAGCACUUGGCCUCGAUAAUCCGGCUGACGCCCACGCAGGUGAAGAUCUGGUUCCAGAACCACAGGUACAAGACGAAGCGGGCGGCGAGCGAGCGGGUCGAGGCUGGUAAUGGUGGCCCGAGGUUGGAUUGUUCCCCGAGGCGGGUGGCCGUGCCGGUUUUGGUCAAGGAUGGCAAGCCGUGCCAAUCGAAGCUGCUCGAGCCCGGGGCCAACGUUGCGGUGUCCGCGCCCGGGGCCUACGCGGGACUUAAUGGCCAGUUGCCCAUGCACUCGUACAUGCAAAAGCCCUACUGGGGCUUUUAUUGAACGUGCAGUGUUUUAAUAUUAUUAAUACAACAUAUACCGGUGAUACCAAGGAGGUCCGUUUGUGUGUGCGUGCGUGCAUGUAUAUUA
Copidosoma floridanum is the source of this 1375-nucleotide messenger RNA. RefSeq lists its product as uncharacterized. Lineage: Eukaryota; Metazoa; Arthropoda; Insecta; Hymenoptera; Encyrtidae. The record is from RefSeq and is a predicted model, not a curated record. Gene Ontology annotation, biological process: cell differentiation; regulation of transcription by RNA polymerase II. Gene Ontology annotation, cellular component: nucleus. Gene Ontology annotation, molecular function: RNA polymerase II cis-regulatory region sequence-specific DNA binding; DNA-binding transcription factor activity, RNA polymerase II-specific.